AUGAAUGAAGAUUUCAGCGAUGUAACCAUCUCAGUGAAAGGUAAAAAUUACCCGGCUCAUAAAUUGAUUUUAGCCGCUCGAAGUUCGGUUUUCAAAGCCAUGUUUCGAAACGAUAUGCAAGAAAGCCAGAAGAAUCGCAUUGUAAUCAACGAUAUAGAAGAAGAAACCUUUGAGGAAAUGUUACACUACAUUUACACCGGAAAAGUGAAGAAUUUGGAAGAAUCGGCCUUCGAAUUACUUUCUGUUGCGGAUAAAUACGAUCUGAAAGAAUUGAAAAACGCUUGUGAAGGAAUUUUACUCUCAAAAUUAUCAGCAGACAACGUAGGCAAGAUUUUAGUACUGGCUGAUAUGCAUAAUGCUGAAGAAUUAAAGGCGAAUGCUCUACGAUUCAUCAAAGCGAAAUAUUCUAAUUGCGGGAAUUAUGAAAAUACGGAAAUGUGGAAAAUAUUGACCGAAUCUCGUCCUAGUUUGAUGAAAGAUAUGCUAGCUAUGGUUUUCAACAAGUAA
Messenger RNA from Planococcus citri (citrus mealybug), 507 nucleotides. Its product is annotated as speckle-type POZ protein-like. Gene Ontology annotation, cellular component: cytoplasm. The transcript has a single exon. Lineage: Eukaryota; Metazoa; Arthropoda; Insecta; Hemiptera; Pseudococcidae. Gene Ontology annotation, biological process: proteasome-mediated ubiquitin-dependent protein catabolic process; regulation of proteolysis. Gene Ontology annotation, molecular function: ubiquitin protein ligase binding. The coding region runs from base 1 to 507 and encodes 168 amino acids. The record is from RefSeq and is a predicted model, not a curated record.